This is a messenger RNA of Arvicanthis niloticus (Nile rat), 2257 nucleotides long. RefSeq names its product T-box transcription factor 20 (gene Tbx20). Lineage: Eukaryota; Metazoa; Chordata; Mammalia; Rodentia; Muridae. Gene Ontology annotation, cellular component: chromatin; nucleus. The record is from RefSeq and is a predicted model, not a curated record. Gene Ontology annotation, biological process: positive regulation of DNA-templated transcription; regulation of transcription by RNA polymerase II; cell fate specification. Gene Ontology annotation, molecular function: RNA polymerase II cis-regulatory region sequence-specific DNA binding; DNA-binding transcription factor activity, RNA polymerase II-specific.
UUUGUGGAGAAAUCAUCCUGUGCCCAGCCACUGGGUGAGCUGACGAGCCUGGACGCUCACGCGGAGUUUGGCGGCGGGGGCAGUAGCCCUUCCUCAUCCUCUCUGUGCACUGAGCCACUGAUACCCACCACCCCCAUCAUCCCCAGCGAAGAGAUGGCUAAAAUCGCCUGCAGCCUGGAAACGAAGGAGCUCUGGGACAAAUUCCACGAACUGGGCACGGAGAUGAUUAUCACCAAGUCUGGCAGGAGAAUGUUCCCCACCAUCCGCGUGUCAUUUUCUGGAGUGGAUCCUGAGGCCAAGUACAUAGUCUUGAUGGACAUCGUCCCGGUGGACAACAAGAGAUAUCGCUAUGCCUACCACCGGUCGUCCUGGCUGGUGGCUGGCAAGGCUGAUCCUCCCCUGCCUGCCAGGCUCUACGUGCAUCCAGACUCCCCCUUUACUGGAGAACAGCUUCUCAAACAGAUGGUGUCUUUUGAAAAGGUGAAGCUCACCAACAACGAACUGGAUCAACAUGGCCAUAUAAUUUUGAAUUCAAUGCAUAAGUACCAGCCGCGGGUGCACAUCAUAAAGAAGAAAGACCACACGGCCUCCUUGCUCAAUCUGAAGUCGGAAGAAUUCAGGACGUUCAUCUUUCCAGAGACAGUUUUCACAGCAGUCACGGCCUACCAGAACCAACUGAUAACCAAGCUGAAAAUAGACAGCAAUCCGUUUGCCAAAGGAUUCCGGGACUCCUCCAGGCUCACUGACAUUGAGAGGGAGAGUGUGGAGAGUCUGAUCCAGAAGCAUUCCUAUGCCCGGUCACCCAUCCGUACCUAUGGAGAAGAGGAGGUACUUGGGGAGGAGAGUCAGACAGCACCAAAUCGAGGAUCAGCCUUUACAACAUCUGACAAUUUGUCUCUCAGUUCCUGGGUAUCAUCAUCUUCCAGUUUUCCUGGAUUUCAGCAUCCACAGCCCCUGACUGCUCUUGGCACCAGUACAGCAUCUAUAGCGACACCAAUUCCUCACCCUAUACAGGGUUCUCUGCCACCCUAUAGCCGCCUGGGAAUGCCUCUGACCCCAUCUGCAAUUGCCAGCUCCAUGCAGGGAAGUGGUCCCACAUUCCCCUCAUUCCACAUGCCUAGAUACCAUCACUACUUCCAGCAGGGGCCCUACGCUGCCAUUCAAGGACUUCGCCACUCUUCUGCUGUGAUGACGCCAUUUGUAUGAUUCUUCUGAGAGUGGGGGGAGCUAGGUACAGAAUGUGCAAAUGGCUAUGAAAAUACAGGAGGGGGAUGGGUAGGUGGGAAGUGGGGUAUUGGAGCAAGAACUCUCCAGGAAACACAGGACUUACUAAAGAGGAGAGCUGGACUCAUGAAAAACCUACUUGUAAGAGAGUGCACCAUGGGCCAAGAUUCAUCUGUGGUCAGACCCAGGAGAGAAUCAGUGUGAAGUUUAGCCAGCAUACUCCUUCAAUUAACAGGAUAUCAGUUUACCCAGAAAACUUAAUAAUUCUAGUAGUUAAAAGUUCUGUUGAUGCUGUACUAUAUAAAAUCCAUGCGUAGAGGUUUCUUUCUGCUUUCAACAGGUUCAAAGCAUCAUCCAGAAGGCAAUACUAUAUAGCAUAUUGACAUGACUAACUCAAGUCCAUUUCUCCCAAUAGGAAAUGGAAGCCAAUAGUGAUAUGUUUGUAGUGCUGUAGUUUAAGCAUGUUUAGUUUCCUUUGUGCCAGUUCGAUACAGAAGAGGCAGAGAUGGUGCUAGUGCAUCCUGUGGCAUAAAUGAAUAUGUGGUAAUGCCCUUACCAAGUUCCUGCCAUAUCCACAGGCUGUGACACCAUAAACUCUUUCUUCCGUCCCCUUUCUUUUACUUUUUUUUCUUUUUUAACCUAAUAAUUCUUUUUCUUUCAACAAAUUUGCAAUUAUGUGGUGAAAACUCUCUAUAUGCUAUUUUAAAGCAAGGAGCUCUCUCAUUAUCAAAGAGGUUGGCUUUUGAGGGGCUGCAUCCUUAACAGGCUGGUGACAUGGCCACUGAGGACCUGUCCAGAGCCCAUGCAUGAUGAUGGUUCUCCCUCACACAAUCAUUAUCUGUUUACUCUCUCCUGAGGGGAAUUUCUCUGCCAUAGGAACCAAAGUCCUCUUCAUUUGCACUUCAGGGUCAAGAGGCCUUUUGCAUAUUAAAACACACUGGGCCAAGCUCUGAUAUUUUAUAUUUAAAUCUGCUUUAUUACUACUUCCAUCAUUGUCAGGGAUUUGCCGACCGCCAUUCUCCAUUUGCAUGGU